AUGGGCUGUCGCACUGUUGCAAACAAGGAGUUUGACGACCCACAAGUAGCGAAGUGGAGUAAAGUGCGCGAGGAGAAAAGAGAACAUAUCAGAGCACAGGACCGAGAGCCAAGUCCUUCAUUAGAUGAGUUGAUAGGCGACCGCGAACGGCUCGGUUUGUGCUGCGACUGGGCGCCUAACCAAGUCGCUCCAUCGAGGAGCUCGUCGGAUAUCCUCCUAGAGGUCAUCAGCCCCAUCAAUCUUGCGAACGGUGCUUGGGUCAUUCAAUAUGCCAGUAUCACACCAGACCGGAGCUAUCUCGUCGCCAAGCUUGGAAGUACUACAGGUGGAUCAAGGGAGAAAUCAAUGCAGUCGCAUCGUAUUGCAGCCUCCGACGCGACAAGUCAUCAAUCGUCCCACUCGACUUAA
Molecule: messenger RNA, 408 nt
Organism: Trematosphaeria pertusa
Lineage: Eukaryota; Fungi; Ascomycota; Dothideomycetes; Pleosporales; Trematosphaeriaceae
Exons: 1
Coding region: 1-408 (135 amino acids)
Source: RefSeq, a predicted model, not a curated record